Messenger RNA from Chrysochloris asiatica (Cape golden mole), 669 nucleotides. RefSeq names its product epididymal sperm binding protein 1 (gene ELSPBP1). The record is from RefSeq and is a predicted model, not a curated record. The transcript is spliced from 5 exons. Gene Ontology annotation, cellular component: cell surface. Gene Ontology annotation, molecular function: heparin binding. Bases 1 to 669 code for a protein of 222 amino acids. Lineage: Eukaryota; Metazoa; Chordata; Mammalia; Afrosoricida; Chrysochloridae.
AUGAAGCGGUGGUCCAGUUACCUAUUGGGAUGGACUGCCUUUCUCCUCUAUACCUCUGAGACAAAUGGAGGUGAGUACAACUCAUGCGUCUUUCCCUUCAUCUAUAAAGGGACUACGUAUUUUUCAUGCAUCAAAACCAAUAGCUUAUCUCCUUGGUGUGCAACCAGAGCAGUUUACGAUGGAAAUUGGAAGCACUGUGAAAAGGAAGAUUACCCACGAUGCAUCUUCCCUUUUGUCUAUCACGGAAAGUCCUUUAAAAGCUGCACCACGGAAGGCAGCUGGUUGGGAAAACUGUGGUGCUCAGUGACGUCCAGUUUUGAUGAGAAGCAGCAGUGGAAAUACUGUGAAACAAAUGAAUACGGGGGAAAUUCUUUCAGCAAGCCCUGCAUUUUCCCCUCCACCUACAGAAACGACCUCAUCACUGAGUGCAUUGACAAUGAAAACCACCUCUGGUGCCCCACCACAGAGAAUAUGGACAAGGAUGGAGAGUGGAGCAUCUGUGCAGAUACCAGAAUCACCUCACUGGUUUUUGGCCCUCCCUGUCACUUCCCAUUCAACUAUAAGAACAAGAAUUAUUUCAACUGCACAACCAAAGGAUCAAAGGAGAACUUUUUAUGGUGUGCCACGUCUUACAACUAUGACCAGGACCACACCUGGGUAUAUUGCUAA